This is a messenger RNA of Xyrichtys novacula (pearly razorfish), 9842 nucleotides long. The record is from the annotation of a GenBank genome assembly. Lineage: Eukaryota; Metazoa; Chordata; Actinopteri; Labriformes; Labridae.
GGCAGCUCCUGACUGCUGCCAAGCUUAAUUAAUGCCAGAGCAAUCGAUCAGAAGUUGAAAGUCUGCUGCCUCUCGAGUUUGUCUCUUUAUUUAACCCCAUAAUUUUACCUCGUUAUUUUAUUUAGUCGCUGAAAGUCUGAGCAGAAUGGAUAGUGAUACCGAGUUAAAUUUCGCUUCUCGUCGGUCACCUGUGGUGUGUCUACACGGCUGUGUGGCGUCGAGCCAGCCGUUAGCUUCAAACGUUGGACUGGGUAAGUGGAGCGUAGUUACCAUGGAGACACUCACCUGCGAAGAGUCCCCCUCCAAUAUUAAAUGUUUUAGAAGUAUUUUCAUGUAAAAGUAUGAAUAAUUAACAGUCUUAGCUCUUGUUCUGAACACAUUUUUCAAAGCAUUAAUUCAAGAGCUUUUCUUCCCCAAACUUUUGUUCUAUCAUUUGUUAUGAAGUAUCUUUAAAAAGCUGAUUAUUUUACAUUUUUAUAAACAGUAUUUUCAUCCAAACUAUAAGGGCCUGAAAUGCAGGACAAUACACAGAGAGGUAUGGGGUGGUCAAAGCUGAAGCUGUAAAAAAACGAGUUAACCCCAAAAGUUUACUAAAGGUAAACGGCAUAACUAUAUAUCACACAUGAACCACAUCUUAUUGUUGUCAGACCACAAAAUGUAUGUUAUUAGCUUGUGUACAAAAAUUCAGAAAAAGGUGCAGUUUAAAAAAAAAAUCUCACUGACCCUAAAGUUGCUCAUUUAUUUCGUCUAACUUAGUCUUAAAUAUAAACAUUUACCAUUUACAUUUAAUAAUAAAUAAUAAAUAAAUAAAUAUUAAUAAUAAUAAUAAUAUUAGGACACACACUGGAAGCAAGGUGGGUUAAGUGUCUUGCCCAAGGACACAACGGACAGACUCGGGAUAGGGGGAAUUGACCACUCUACCUCCUGAGCUACUGCCACCCAAUUCAACCACGAAUAGAAGUAAAUUUAUUCAAAGUAUGCUCUAAAGAAGGUUCCUUAACAUUUAAAGAUCCACCUAAAGUCAGCUACAUUACUGAUACAUGGAUUUGUUUUUUUUGUGCAGAUGUCCUGAAGCGUGGCGGUAAUGCUGCAGAUGCUGCGGUUGCCAUAGCAGCUGCCCUGGCAGUAACAGAGCCAUUCAGCACGGGUCCUGGUGGAGACGCCUUCUGCUUGUUCUACAGCAAAAACAUGGGGGAGAUCAGAGGAAUAAACGGAAGGUAGCAACUUUUCUCUUGGUACUACUGCUAUCGUUGUCUUCAUAACAGAAGUUUGACAUGACUCCCUCUCUCUUUCUCUCUGUCUCUUCAGUGGUCGUUCACCCAGAGCUCAGACUCUGGACUUCUUUGAAAGUCGUGGCUACACUGCAGAGGCCCCUCCUUCACCUUAUGAUGCCUUGAAUAUCACCGUACCUGGGGCUCCUGCAUGCUGGUGUGAUACUGUUCAGCUGUUUGGCAGCCACAAGGUGUGUUUUUGUCCCUGUGUGCAAAUGCAUCAAGUAGGAAGCCCAAACCCCAGCUUACCUUACUGUUUACAAAAAUGUGUGUGUUGUAUGUGAUGAUAAAGGAGAAGGAAGGAAUUCCCUGGUAUCCUCUUACUCACAUAGAUUCACAACAUUUAUUAGAUUUUUUUGUCUGGAACCCCCUGGAGGAAAUUACCAACACCUCUAUCUCUUUUUUUCUAAACAAUGACUCACACUUCCUGCUCAGUGAGGUUUCCUGUGAGGUAAUAAGCAUGUGUUUCCUCUCCCUGUUUCCCCAGCUGUCCUUGCAGGAGGUGCUGAGCGGGGCUGUGGAGCUGGCCGAGGUGGGGUUUCCUGUUGCCGAGGUAGCAGCUCACCACUGGGCGAAGUGGGUUGCUGCUUUGAGGGAUGAUGGGAAGGAACUGGGUGGAGACCUGCUCAUUGAUGGUCAUGCACCCAAAAGUGGACAAGUGUUCAGAAAUCCCUCUCUGGCUCAGACCUUGAGGGUAAAUCCUUGAAAGUAAACACAAAAAAAUAAGUAUUUAUAGGUCUUGUGAGGAGAAUUUGGUCAGUUUUCCCUGAAGGAAACAGAACAGUACAGAUCUCCAGAAACAUCACAAAACAGGUUUCACCUUCUCUCAGAAGUUUUCUGCUUUCUCUGAACUGGGCUCAGCCUUCUGUAUUGAAAGGCCUGGAAUGAACCCAGGGGAAUAAUAGGUAAUUAACCCUGAACCCAUUAGUGUGCGGGACUUAAUGUGGAAGCAAAAUAAGAGAGGGAGGAGUAUUGUGCAGUGAUGGGGAAAUUUCUGAGGACAUAAAACAGUAAACAGCAGAGGAAGGUGGAGGAGAGGGUGUGGAAGCAGGACAAGGAAGGGCGGACUGGGAGAUGGGUGAAAAGCAAAGAUGUAAUGUAAGGAGUGAAAGGAUGUAUAAAAAUAUGAGCGAUAUGAGGUCAUGUAGAAAAAAUGAUUAAGGUGACAGUGACAAUUUAGAACUUAGACAUGCUUUUGAGCGGAGACACAGUAGACUCAUUAAACUCCAUAAUAGAUUUAAGAAAGGGAAAAUGAAUUAGACAGAAUCUUAGUUUUGUUUUAUAGUUGAGGAACAUUCAGACGUGGCCAUUUUGAAUUGAUUAUCAGAUGUGAAAGAACAGAUGUAGUUGAGAUUAAUUUGAUUUCAUAAUCUCAUAGGGAUAAAACAUCUGCAGACCACACCUGAAAUAAGAAAGAACUUCUCCGCUGUGAUGUUUAAGACUACGAUGACAUCCACACCCUGUAGGCCUCUUGUAACUGCAACAGACAAACACAGAAAACUAAUUUAACUGCAAAUGUACUUUGACAACAGUGUCUUUAGACCUUCCAUAUUAUUUUAUGGAAACAAAUAAGCUCUUAACUGACUUGGUAGUGAUGAAGGAGGUGUGCAGAGGAACUGGAUUCUGAAGACUUUGAUUGGAAGGAAGAAUGGAUUUAAAGUUUUGGCAGCUGCAGGUUGGUUAGUUGAUGGCGGUAGAAGCCGAAUUUGCCAAUUUUUUUUGGUUUAGCACUUAAAAAGUUAUCAACCAUACUUGGCUGAUUAUCAGAAGAACAGAGGUAGGAUAGAGAUAGAUAUUUUCCCUGUGUGGCUUUGUUAUUGUGAGCUUGUUAGUGUAUUUGAGGUAUCAUUCUGGGCGUCUUUAACUUGUACAAAAAGUUCCAUUUCAGCAAAGUCUGAUUGAUUGAUUGAUAACAUUGAGCUCAACUUACAGAACCUGUUACAGGCAAAUAAAAACAAAUAAACAUCUUUGUAAAAACUGAGGCAAAACAUUGAAAAUGUCUACAUUCAGAAAAGACAGGUCAGAGUUUUCAUUCAUAACUGUCCUGAGACAUUGAUGGGGGCUCUCCAUGACUUUUUCAGCCCUUUAUGUUCUUAUAUUUGUGUGAAUGUCAGACCACGACCGUUGGCGUGUAGACAAAGUUAGACUCAAUAGAACCAUACUCAUUCUGUAAUUUCCUGUCAGUGAGAGUUCACAGAACAAUGGCUGACCUCGCCGUGUGCGUAUGCGCUGGUCUCCCCGUGUGUCACUUUGAAAACAUGCGCUGGUUGAUGAUAGUUCAAAUUAUGGCAUUAAACACUCAUUCUUUAGAGGUUUGGAAAUGUAGGAUCAAAGCCAAGUACGCCCACGAUAGAUCAGCACACACACACUCACACACAAUGAGAUUCUUGAGGCAGCAGAAACAAUGGCAGUGACCUCAGCCUCAUUGAUGGAGGGUUUCUGUGGUAUCAUACGGGUCAUUCCUCAGUGAUGACGGUGUGUGUGGUCAUUCCUUUAGGUGAAUAAUCAAUCGUUCUUACAUUACCUCUCUUUACAGGCUAAGACUGAUGGGAUAGGUUAAUAUAUAUAAAAGUAAACAUUUUUAUUAAGCUUCUAUCUUUCAACAUUAUUCCAUGAAAACACAAUUAUUCCAAUAAGUCGUCUUCUCUGUUGUUUUGAUUGAUUGAUUUUUCCUGAUUGAUUGAUUGAUUGAUUGACUUGUACAUUAACAGGAGAUUGGUGAACGUGGUAAACCUGCUUUCUACCAGGGAAGAGUGGCCCAGGCCAUCGUCGAUGUCAUCAACCAAAACGGAGGAGUCAUGACUCUGGAUGACCUCAGCAGCCAUGACAGUGAGGUCGUCACCCCCAUAAGCACAGAAUACAAGGUGAGGUCGUCGCUUCAGAUGCUCAGUCUGACAGUUUUUGAUUAAUAUAGUCGCCAGAGGGAAUGACUGUAAUGUGUGUCCAGGGUGUGCGUCUGUGGGAGCCUCCUCCGAACAGUCAGGGAUUGGCUGCUCUGCUGCUACUCAACAUCCUGGAGAACUUCCCGCUCAAAGGUACUGACAGGCUGAAUCAAUGUGGCAACAAAGGUUUAUGUAUGACAUUAUUCGAGGGAAUCCCACAUCUCGAAGGGGGAAAAAAAGCAUAAACAUUCUCACUUUGAAAAAUAAAGAGAUAUAUUCUCGUAGAUCUCUACCCCCUCUGCAUGAUAACAGAGGUAUAUGUCUCUAUUUGUGCUGCUGAAGAUGUGAAGCUCUAUGACUGAAGCUUCUGUCACUGCUGCUUAAAGGAACUAUUUCUUUGGUAGAAACUGCUCCAGGGAAAUUUAUGGAUUAUCCAAGUGUUGACAUUUUCGAAUGUAAUUAUACAAUCCCAGAUUAGCCCAAACUACAUUUUUUAAUCCAAGUUUUGUUGACCCUGCAAAGGCUAAGCAGGUUCAGAUUGUGGGGUGGUUUUGUGCGACUGUGAAAUAUCAUAUUACUGUGUCAACUGUUGCUUUUUAACCAGGAGACACAAUCAGUCAUGGAAGCCAUCAGUUCUGAAUUCUUGUGUGUGUGUAUUUGUGUGUAGAUGCAUCCCAUAACAGCGCUGACUACGUCCAUAUACAUGUGGAGGCUGUGCGUUUGGCAUUAACUGAUGCUAGGAGUUACCUGGGUGACCCAAACCAUGUGACCGUCCCCUUGGGAACAUUACUGGAUAAGAGCUACAGUCGCCAACGAGCACAGCUCAUCAGCAUGGAAAGGUGUGUGCCCUGUUGUGUGUAUUUGUCAGUACCAGUGUGUACCAGUCGGGCUCUGUUGACUUUAGAUAGGACUGUGGACUCGUACUUCCCUGCCGCCUUCAUGUCCAUCCCUACAUGCCUCAGUGUGUGAGCGUCUCUAUUUUGGCAACAGUGUGUGUGUCUGCUGGUCAUUUCUGUAGACUUUGAACUUUAUGAGCUACAAGACAAACAGACAGACUGACUAUAAAAGUAUUAACCAACAUAAUCAUAUAAUAACAUGCACAAACACAAACACUCUUGUGGUACUAAAUCCUGCUGCGGGUCCGUUUUAUAUCCCAAUAACCUAAAAUUAUGUAACACACUUCUAAAAACAUUCAUCAAACCUGCACUUUCCUCUUUUUACUGGAGUGUCUUUUAUUUGUCUCGCAUUAGGCCACACAUGUCAAGAGUACAGAAAAUAGAAAGCACUUGCAGGCAUGGUAAACAACUAUAUAUGUUGUAUGAAAACUACACGCUUAGUAAAGCAACACAAACAGACAAUAAUCACCAUAAUAAUUAUAGCUUUAGUACAUAACUCAUCAAGCUUCACAUUUAUUCUGUUACUUCUGCACGUGAGGAGGUGAUCAACAUAAAGAGUACAUAAAAGCAGGAAAUUACAACUCAUAUUCAAAUAUAAUAAAACCUGCUUUUACAUAUAACUCAUCGACAAUAAAUCAGAUUUCUUCAUCUCCCUUUUUAAUUUGUAAUCAAUGCUGAAAUAUUGGCUCCCAGGGAUGAUCAGGCUUGAAUUUUCAGAUUGGUAGAGCUGUAGGAGGACACGCAGUGACAAAACAUAAUAAAAGUUAUGUAACUGAUGGCAAAUGUUGACAUUUGGGGCUUUGGACUUCUAACAGGACCCCUCCCUCUUCAUCUGGAAUAUAAUUGAUGCAGCAUUAAAACUCUGGUUGAAAGUGCAUGGUGAUAAAGUAGUUACCACCUUUAUUUUUCUUUCAGUGCAUUUCAGUCGAAGAAUUUUUCAAUGUUGGUUUUUUAAUUUCUGCAGGAAAAUACUUGACAAAAAAUUAGAUAACUGGAACAGACCAGCUUCUUUUUUUAGCAGAGUGUAAGAUUAUAAGGCUUGUAAAGCAGCUCAUAAUUUAAUCUUCAAUUAAAUAAAGAAAAGCUGGUAUACAGCUAUCAAAAGUUCAAAAAUGAUCCUACCUGAGCCUUAAAAAAGCAGUUUUAUUACCACGUCCAAACUUAUUCUUCAUUUAUACACACCUAAAUAUUAGUAUAAAUAAAGCAUUUAUCAUACACGCUUGAUUGUAGUGGGAAUUUUUCAUUUCAUCAUCAACAUAAAGAGGAAAUACAAAAGCAGGGAGAAUUAGCUGGUUAUUUUCUGUUGUUUGUUUCUGCAGGGCCAUGAAAGAGGUAGACCCCGGCCUGACAACAGGAAGUGACACCGUCUAUUUCUGUGUGAUCGACAGCGAAGGCAACGCCUGUUCAUUUGUCAACAGCACAUAUUUGGGCUUUGGGAGCGGGCUGGUCCCUAAGGAUUGUGGAUUCUCUCUGCAGGUCUGUGUGCCUUGAAUGCAGGAACAGGUCCAUUAAACAGGCUCAGUGAUGAAGACCAGGAUUACAUAACAGCAAACGGGGAGUUUACUUAAUAUGGUGAAGUCAAGGAACAGAGCUGAGCAUGUAAAACAUCAGGCCUGAAUGAAGAGAUUUUAUGAUACAGCUUUGCAUGCCGCCGCUAUCUUACAAAAACAGGGAUGUGUGGCGGGUUUGUGCUUUUCUUGUGUCUAUGUAAAUACGUGUGAUGCAAAGCUGGAAACUUUCAUUAAAAAAAUCAAUCAUGGGACGAACUUAGAAUAACAGACUGAUGUAAGGAGAUCCACAUUAUCUGUGGAAAAGAAAAACAAAUCUUCUCCUCCUUACAGAAUAGAGGAGCUGCCUUUUCUCUUCAGCGUAACCACGUUAACUGUCUCGCUGGUGGGAAGCGGCCCUAUCACACCAUAAUACCUGCACUUCUCACAGACUCCGCAACCACGUCACAAAAACCUCGACUCCUCGCCGCACUGGGGGUGAUGGGCGCUGUUAUGCAACCACAAGGACACGUUCAGGUGCACUGUAAUAAAAUAGAUUCACAAUGAAUGAAAUCAAACCGGCUUUAACUUAUAACCAGUGUUUCUCCUCUUUUCUAGGUUUUGUUAAACAUGUUGGAGUUUGGGAUGAAUCCCCAACAGGCUCUGGAUGCACCAAGAGUCUUUGUGCAGUAUGACCCCAAAAGUAAGAUCUCCAAACUUCACGCACACUUAGAGAUUUUAGACGCAUGGUUUUAAUCUGAUAUGUUACUGCAUUUCUUGUCACUUAAUAAAGUGCCGUCUACUGUUACAGCUCAUGAGUGGUCAGUUAAUCUGGAGGAGGGGGUGGAUCAGGAGGUCGCUGAGGAGCUGAGGAGACGGGGCCACAAAGUCAACUGGCCAAUCACAGGUACCUUUUAUUUGUUCUGACAUAUUAGACCAACAUAGAAGAGCCAAUAACUGCAGUUCCUUGGGUGCUGAUCCCAAAAGCGAGCCAAUCCCCCCCUGUUGAGAUGUCUUUUUUUUUUUAAAGGGAUCUAAAAGAUUUAGGUAACUCACCUGUUAGAAUUAUAGUCAUAUUUUCAUGCUUCAUUAAUCCCCCAAAGGGCAAUUCAUCUCACUGUAACCCACCUUGUUAUUAAAUGAUCAAGGAACAGACAAAUACCAGACAUUCACAGCAGCAUAUGGCCCAAACAAUUUCCCUGUCACCACCACAAAUCAGCAAGAGAUAAAUCAGUAGAUAAUAAAUACAUGUGCAAUACAUGCAACAGUGAAAUGACUAAAAUGCAAUAAGAAAUCAUGCCAUAAAAAGAGGAAAAUAAGAACUAAAACUAUCCUGAGACCCCAAUUUCAACACAGGCCACCAAUCAGCUACUUCCCAGCAUUUAGCAGCCUUAUCACUGAGGGCAUAAAUAAGUUAGAGUACCUGGACUGGACUAUCCACCCUCUUUCAUAUGUGGUCAUAAAAGACCCCAAGCUGAACUGAGAUGGUAGAGACCAAAAGGUUAAAGUAGAGAAACAGUAUGGGACAAACCUGUGAGUCAUGACGCUUUUUUUACAACCACUGCUUUUAAUCAGUUAAUCGUGUUACUGAUGAUGAUGAUGAUGAUGUCCUUUGUAAUACUUUUCAAAACAUUUUUUUAAUCGAUAAUAGAUUCUCAAAACUCUCCUGAUCUGUAUCGGUUUUAUUAUCAGUUCAGUUAUUGCUCAUUUGAUAACACAAAUCAAGUUUGAGGAAGUGGACAUCUGACAUCUGUUAUUUGUCAUGGAAGGAUGAGAAAAAGCUCAGAGUAUCUUCCCCACAGCCUAACUUCCUGUCCUUUAUGUCCACUGAAAUUCAAAAGUAAAGGUGUGUUCAGGUCCUAAAAUAGAAAUACCAUAGUAGUGAAUUGGACUCCAUGUAUUCUCUCUCAUUAUCCUCCCAUUCAAACACACAGGCCACAAGAGGUCCCAGUUUGGACGUGGACAGAUCAUCACAGUCGGGGAUUGGUGGAAUCCAUCCAUCAGUCAAACUGAUCCUCCAUCCAGGGUUCUGUGGGCGGGGUCAGAUCCCAGAGGGGACGGCUGCGCACAGGGAUACUAGACGUACGUGACUUCCUCUUUAAGUUACAGCAGAGAAAUGAAUCAAAGAGUUUUCAGACAAAUCUCAAACCGUGAAAUGAAGAAGAAAAGUAUUAUCAGUGUUUGACUGUGACAGUAGUAAGGAAUUAUUUUCCUGCACCGAAGCAUCUUCAGUUUACUGUAUGAAGUGACCUUUUCUGCAGAUAUUACUGACACAUAAACUAAUUUAUUUUAUUUUACUCCAGUGCCUUUGCUGUGGAUAAAAUGUGACAAAAACAACAUUAAAUACGAGGAAACUAACCAAACUGAAGGGGGCCGUCUUCAACCCUGUAUUAUGGUUAUGAUACGAGAAAUGAAAUAAGUUUAAUCAUAAUUAUAAAAUCAUAAUAAUCAAAAAAAACCCCUCUUUCCUACAUUUUCAUGUAAGUUUAUUUUCUUCUUUCAAUCUGAAUCGCUGCUCUGUCUUUUAAUUUAUUAAAACAUUAUGCCUGUAAUCAUGAUUUUGUGAGUUUUCUCACAAAUGAUGAAUAAAAUGUUAUUUAUUUUCAAAUGAUGAACAUUUAUGUCUUUUUUUAUGGAGUGAUGAUCAUAGAAGAACUGAGUUGGGCUCAAUGUCAUCUUUUUUAGAGAGUGUGAUGAUUUCAUUACUCAAAAGUAGUUUAGCUUUAUUUUUUAGCCUCUGUUAGAUUGUACAGCUAAAGAAAGACAGGAAGUAUGGGAAGUUAUGAGUUGGGGAUGACUUGCAGCAAAGGGUCAAGAGUGGGAGUCAAAGCAGCGACCACUGUGACGAGGAUUGUAGCCUCAGAACACAGAGAGCAUCAUCCUUAACUGACGGGCCAAACCAGAGCCCCCCUGUUUGGGAGAUUUUAGAUAAAACUGUUGCUUCUGCAAGACCAACAAAGAAAACAAGAUCAUCAGCAAUAAGACGGACUACUUCCUGUACUGUGUUGGUCAUUCACGAGAUCAUCUCUGUGGUUCAAAUCAAUCUCUUACUAUAAUUUUUAAGACAGCUGGAUCAUGUUUUGCAGUUUUGCACAUCAGAGUUUUAUCUUUCUGUAGAUUUUUAGGUUGCAGGAAACACCCUGUUAACCCUGUAAGUCAAACAGAACAGCAAGGAUAAAUUAAAUGACUCUGUAUUUGUUGUUUUGCGUUUAAACUAAAGAAAUGGUCAACAUCUUCUGAACUGCUUGCACCCUGCAGCAGGAGCAGCUGAAACACUCUCCUUAAAUCUCUCGAUGUAGAAACAUG